Molecule: messenger RNA, 1661 nt
Organism: Aegilops tauschii subsp. strangulata
Lineage: Eukaryota; Viridiplantae; Streptophyta; Magnoliopsida; Poales; Poaceae
Product: superoxide dismutase [Fe] 1, chloroplastic
Biological process (GO): superoxide metabolic process
Cellular component (GO): chloroplast nucleoid
Molecular function (GO): metal ion binding; superoxide dismutase activity
Source: RefSeq, a predicted model, not a curated record
CCCUCCUCUGCUCCUCCCCCCACUCUCGGUCAGUCACCUCCUCCUCUCCCGAAGCUCGCGUCCGUCCGUCCGUCCAUGGUGUUCGCCGCGCCGGCAGGGGUGGGAGGCGGCCCCCUCUCCGUCGCUCCCCCCGCCUCCAGCUCGGCCCCCUUCCUCCUCCGCGCCGGCGGCGACUCGCCGCAGCGCGGGAUGCUCCGCCGCCUCACCUUCCCACGGAGAGGAGGCGCCAGGGGACAGAGCCAGAGAAGAUGGGAUUGCCACAUAACUCGCUGUGCCGGCAAGGCGAAUGUGGUGACCGAGGAUGAUACAGCGAAAGUUGCUGCUGCUGAUGCCACCGCAGACCAAGCUGCCGAUGAUACCGCCGAUGUGCUCGAGUCCUUGAACCCUGACGACGACGUUGAUUCAGUUGCCUGGAUAAAGCAGCAGCCCCUCCCUUAUCCUGCAGAUGCUCUGGAGCCGUACAUAAGCAAGGAGACGGUGGAGCAGCACUGGGGAGUUCACCAGCGCAUGCAUGUGGACAGGCUCAACGGCAUGAUCGGCGGCAGCGAGUGGGAGCGGAUGUCGAUUGGGCAGAUGAUGCUCGCCUCAUUCAACGAGGGCAGGGAGCCACCCCACGCUCCCUUCUUCCAUGCCGCACAGGUAUGGAACCAUGAUUUCUACUGGCGAUCGAUGAAACCUGGCGGUGGAGGCAAGCCCCCGGAACGUCUUCUGAAGUUUAUUAACAGGGACUUCGGAUCCUAUGACGGCAUGAUCAAACAAUUCAUGGAUGCGGCAUUAACUCAGUUCGGUUCUGGAUGGGUUUGGCUUUCUUACAAGGGGAGCAAGUUACCUCAUGUGAAGUCAAAAAGCCCAAUCCCAUCUGACAAUUAUGGUAGGCUGGUCAUCUCAAAGUCUCCGAAUGCUAUCAACCCUCUUGUCUGGGGCCACUCUCCACUCCUUGCGAUUGAUGUUUGGGAGCAUGCCUACUACCUGGAUUAUGAGAAUCGAAGGGCUGAGUAUGUCUCUGCAGUUCUAGAGAAGCUCGUGUCAUGGGAAAUGGUGGAGUCCAGGCUCCGGAAAGCUGUUCUGCGAGCAAUAGAAAGAGACGGUCACACCAGCCCGAAGCAGCGAAGGAAGCAACUUGUGUCCCAGGCUAAAGGCCGCGUCGGGGAUGCAAGCACCAGCGGUGAGGCAAGACGGCGACCGAGAAGUAAGGAUCAGCAGGCCCCUUCCAGCGUGACAAUGGUGCCAGCAGGCGAGGCGGUACCGAACUGAGCCAUGUGCCCGUGAGGUUGGUGGCCAGUAGCACGGGCAGGCAGCUAGAGCAGCAUGUCCAAAAUCCUCUAGAACAGUAGUCUCUGAAGAACGCGUGCACCACCCCACUUCCGUUCGUGCGACCGUUGUAGCAUGAUUUGCACGCCGCAGUUUUUGUCAAUCUUAGUCUAAUAGGAGUACUGUAGCAUGCCUGUACCACUUGAGCAAGAAUCAGCAAUGCUGGAUAGGCUAAAUUUUGGUAAGUAGCCUCAGGGUUUGAUGUCCCGUAAUGUAUUGGUGUGGAGAUAGGCUUAGGAGGUGGGCACUUGUGUGGGAAUCUGGUCUUAUGUGAACUUGCUAGAAGAUGAAGUACAGUUUUUGUCCCUUCCUUUUUGAAUCAUUAAUAAGUAUCAGCGGUUUCAUGCUCA